This is a messenger RNA of Haliotis rubra (blacklip abalone), 1293 nucleotides long. Its product is annotated as cell adhesion molecule 4-like. The record is from RefSeq and is a predicted model, not a curated record. NCBI's taxonomy places the organism in Eukaryota, Metazoa, Mollusca, Gastropoda, Lepetellida, Haliotidae. The coding region runs from base 31 to 1293 and encodes 420 amino acids. The transcript has 8 exons.
GCAUCAGUUUUACUCACCACACUGGAGACUAUGUUUGUGUUUUUCAUUGUGACCGUAGGACUAUAUGAGUUUGGUCUUGCCCCUAUGACAACUGGAUACCCACACACUGUUACACGUGUCGGCGACGAUGUUAACAUAACCAUGAACCCAGCGAUUGUCAGCUUCCCAUAUACCGUAUGGGUGAAUGGUUCGGUAGCUGUGAGACUGUUAGUGGUCAUUCCUACGUUACACAGUGUAGUGGUACUCAACACCAGUCACACCGGUUACACGACCAGGAUGAGAUACACCGGGGAGGACUCACUAUCGCAAACAGGACAGCUGAGGUUUACCAUCGACAAUGUUACUGUACAGGACGCUGGUACUUACUACUGUCAAGGGCAGAAUAGACAGACAGUUACUGGAUGUAGACAGGUCCUCGUUGUACCACAGGAGCCAACCACACCUACCAUCACCGUACCUGCCUCACCUGUAUCAGGUGAGAAUGUCACCCUGACAUGCUCCUCCUCGUCCCAGAGUCUACCCCCGGACCAUCCUCCACUGACCAUGACCUACAUCUGGAGGAGGAACAGGACCCGGGUAGAAUCUGGUGAUGAAUCUCCUACAGGUGGAGAUGGCCUGACAAUAACCCACAUCAGCAGAGAGAACCAGGGAGACAUCUACAGCUGCCAGACUGUGGAGGAGGGGCUGAAGUCUAACUGGAGUCACGGACAUGUGCUGGAUGUUCUCUAUGGGCCUGACCAGAUACAGUUUGACGACACAAGUGACAAGCUGGAGGUAGAAGAAGGGGGACCUGCUGCUGUGAGAUGUUCUGCUGACUGUAACCCUGCCUGUACUGUAACCUGGUGGAACAUCUCCAGACAGAUUACAGGACAGAGGGAGGCUGUGUUGUCUAUACCAGCUGUAGAUGUAUCUGUGUCUGGACUGUACACGUGUCACGUCAACAACAACCAUGGGAGUGCAUCACGGAACCUGACGCUGGGCAUACAAUUUCCAGAUGACGGACCCCAAGUAUCCCUCGUCAUGUAUGCAGCGCCCUCUGCUCUCCUGGUCCUGGCUGUGUCUCUCCUUGUCUGUGUGAUACGUAGAUGCCGAAGACGGAGAGAACUUCGGAAAUUAAGGUAUGCUGCCUACCUGACCGUACUGAACAACAGAGUGUCGUUUGUCAGCAGUGAGUCCCCCUACGCUACAGUCCAUGACGAGGGUGUCAGCUUGUCCCACUCCGGCAUGAGGCAUGCCACCUACCUUCCCCGGAGUGGCCAACAGAGAAUCUGCCACCACCGAACGCCACUAUGA